AUGAAGUUCACAGCAGUUGUCGGAUUGGUGGCCGUAGCGUGUGCGGAUCUGGUGGAGGAUUGCCGAACUGACAUUACUUCUACGCACGAUGAGUGGGUCGAGACGUGCCGGGGUUGGUGUGAUGCGUACGGACCGAAUGGCUACUUGGCUUCGAAUUGCAGUGAGGUGGCUGAUGGCGACUCUUUGAUUGCGUGCAUCAUGCAGAACCAGACAUAUUGCAUGAACGGGAAGACGCCCCUGACUCCGGAGAAGACGGACCAGAUGGUCGAAGAUUGCAAGAACGCCGUCACUUCAGAGACCGACGAUUGGAUCCCCAUCUGCCAGUCUUAUUGCGAGGACUUCCGUCCGGGUAGCACUGCGACUUGCGCCACAGUCAUUAUCGACGGGGUUAGCAUGGCCUCUUGCGUCGGGGACAAAUACAAAUAUUGCGGCGUCCGCUGUGACGCCCUGGGCAUUGACGAUUAA
Molecule: messenger RNA, 465 nt
Organism: Gregarina niphandrodes
Lineage: Eukaryota; Apicomplexa; Conoidasida; Eugregarinorida; Gregarinidae
Exons: 1
Coding region: 1-465 (154 amino acids)
Source: RefSeq, a predicted model, not a curated record